GCGCCCCAGCGAAACGGGGAUCGCGCCCCCGGGGCCGCUGAGCCUGCGCCGGUGCCCGAAGCCCCGCGCGCACAGCCGAGUCCGCGCCGCGCCGCAGACGCCCAUCCCGGGGCCCGGGCUGGGGAACCCGCAGGCUGCGUGAGGCCAGCCCGUGCCCCGGAAGCAGGAUGAGAAGAUGGCGCACCUCCUGUUACCUCGGGGCACCAGCAGCUUCCGCAGGUUCACCCGGGAGUCCCUGGCGGCCAUCGAGAAGCGCAUGGCGGAGAAGCAGGCCCGCGGCUCGGCCACCCUGCAGGAGAGCCGCGAUGUGCUGCCGGAGGAGGAGGCUCCCCGGCCCCAGCUGGACUUGCAGGCCUCCAAAAAGCUGCCAGAUCUCUAUGGCAACCCGCCCCGAGAGCUCAUCGGGGAGCCCCUGGAGGACCUGGACCCCUUCUACAGCACCCAGAAGACCUUCAUCGUGCUGAACAAAGGCAAGACCAUCUUCCGCUUCAGUGCCACCAAUGCCUUGUAUGUGCUCAGCCCCUUCCACCCCAUCCGGAGAGCGGCCGUGAAGAUUCUGGUCCAUUCGCUCUUCAGCAUGCUCAUCAUGUGCACCAUCCUGACCAACUGCGUGUUCAUGGCCCAGCACGACCCGCCGCCCUGGACCAAAUACGUCGAGUACACUUUCACUGCCAUUUAUACCUUCGAGUCUCUGGUCAAGAUUCUCGCUCGAGGUUUCUGCCUGCAUGCAUUCACCUUCCUGCGAGACCCGUGGAACUGGCUGGACUUCAGUGUCAUCGUCAUGGCAUACACCACUGAGUUUGUGGACCUGGGCAAUGUCUCAGCCUUACGCACCUUCCGAGUCCUCCGGGCCCUGAAAACAAUAUCAGUCAUUUCAGGCCUGAAGACCAUCGUGGGGGCGCUGAUCCAGUCCGUGAAGAAGCUGGCCGACGUCAUGGUCCUCACCGUCUUCUGCCUCAGCGUCUUUGCCCUCAUCGGCCUGCAGCUCUUCAUGGGGAACCUCCGGCACAAAUGCGUGCGCAACUUCACGCUGCUCAAUGACACCAACGGCUCCGUGGAGGCCGACGGCCGCGUCUGGGAGUCGCUGGACCUCUACCUCAACAGCAAAGAGAACUACAUUCUGAAGGAAGGAACCUUGGACGUGCUACUGUGUGGGAACAGCUCGGACGCCGGGACAUGUCCUGUGGGCUCUCGCUGCCUGAAGGCAGGCCAGAACCCCGACCAUGGCUACACCAGCUUCGACUCCUUUGCCUGGGCCUUCCUCGCGCUCUUCCGCCUGAUGACGCAGGACUGCUGGGAACGCCUCUACCAACAGACACUGAGGUCUGCAGGGAAGAUCUACAUGAUCUUCUUCAUGCUUGUCAUCUUCCUGGGCUCUUUCUACCUGGUGAACCUCAUCCUGGCCGUGGUCGCCAUGGCCUACGAGGAGCAAAACCAAGCCACCAUCGCAGAGACCGAGGAGAAGGAAAAGCGCUUCCAGGAAGCCAUGGAGAUGCUCAAGAAGGAACACGAGGCCCUCACCAUCCGGGGUGUGGACACCGUGUCUCGCAGCUCCUUGGAGAUGUCCCCAUUGGCCCCGGUGAUCACGCACGAGAGAAGGAGCAAGAGGAGAAAACGAAUGUCUUCUGGCACGGAGGAGGGAGGGGAUGACAGGUUCCCCAAAUCCGACUCGGAAGAUGGCCCCAGAGCACUGAAUCGACUCAGCCUCACCCACGGCCUCAGCAGAACCUCGAUGAAGCCACGCUCCAGCCGCGGGAGCAUCUUCACCUUCCGCCGGCGAGACCUGGGUUCCGAGACCGAUUUCGCUGACGAUGAAAACAGCACAGCCGGGGAGAGCGAGAGCCACCGCAUGUCCCUCCCAGUGCCCUGGCCCCUGCGCCGGCCCAGUGCUCAGGGACAGCCAAGUCCUGGGGCCUCAACUCCCGGCCACGUCCUCAAUGGCAAAAGAAACAGCACCGUGGAUUGCAACGGGGUGGUCUCCUUGCUGGGGGCCGGCGAUGGUGACGCCACCUCCCUGGGGAGUCGCCUCCUCCGCCCCAUGAUGCUGGAGCGUCCCCCAGACACGACGACGCCUUCGGAGGAGCCGGGCAGGCCGCAGAUGCUCACCCCUCAGGUUCCACUCAUGGAUGGCUUCGAGGGGCCAGCAGAGCGGCAGCGGGCCCUGAGCGCGGUCAGCGUCCUCACCAGUGCACUGGAAGAGUUGGAGGAGUCUCACCGCAAAUGUCCACCAUGUUGGAACCGCUUUGCCCAGCGCUACCUGAUCUGGGAUUGCUGCCCAUUCUGGCUAUCCAUCAAGCAGAAAGUGAAGUUCAUGGUCAUGGACCCAUUUGCCGACCUCACCAUCACCAUGUGCAUCGUGCUCAACACUCUUUUCAUGGCACUCGAGCACUAUAACAUGACGACCGAGUUUGAGGAGAUGCUGCAAGUCGGAAAUCUGGUCUUCACCGGCAUCUUCACAGCAGAGAUGACCUUCAAGAUCAUCGCCCUUGACCCCUACUACUACUUCCAGCAGGGCUGGAACAUCUUCGACAGCAUCAUCGUCACGCUGAGUCUCAUGGAACUGGGCUUGUCCCGCAUGGGCAACCUGUCGGUUCUGCGCUCCUUCCGCCUGCUGCGGGUCUUUAAGCUGGCCAAGUCCUGGCCCACCUUGAACACCCUCAUCAAGAUCAUCGGGAACUCAGUGGGGGCUCUGGGGAACCUGACCCUGGUGCUGGCCAUCAUCGUGUUCAUCUUCGCUGUGGUGGGGAUGCAGCUCUUUGGCAAGAACUACUCGGAUCUGAGCUACCGCAUCAGCAGCAACACAGACCUGCCGCCCCGGUGGCACAUGAUCGAUUUCUUCCAUGCUUUUCUCAUCAUCUUCCGUAUCCUCUGUGGCGAGUGGAUAGAGACCAUGUGGGACUGCAUGGAGGUAUCCGGGCAGUCCCUCUGCCUGCUGGUCUUCUUACUGGUUAUGGUCAUCGGCAACCUUGUGGUCCUGAACCUCUUCCUGGCCUUGCUGCUCAGCUCGUUCAGCGCAGACAACCUCACGGCUCCCGAUGAGGACGGGGAGAUGAACAACCUCCAGCUGGCCCUGGCCCGCAUCCAGCGGGGCCUGCGAUUUGUCAAGCAGACCACCAGGGACUUCUGCUGCCGGCUCCUCCAUCGCAGGCCCCCCAAGCCCGCGGCCCUUGCCCCCCGCGGCCGGCUGCCCAGCUGCAUGGCCGCCGCCGGCUCACCCCCACCCCCAGAGCCAGAGAAGCCCCCUCCAGCCCGCAAGGAGACGCGUUUCGAGGAAGGAAAGCGGCCCGGUCAGGGCACCCCGGGGGACUCAGAGCCCGUGUGUGUGCCCAUUGCUGUGGCCGAGUCGGACACAGACGACCAGGAGGAGGACGACGAGAACAGCCUGGGCACGGAGGAGGAGACCAGCAAGCAGCAGGAAUCCCAGCCUGUGUCCGACGGCCCCGAGGCCCUCCCGGAGCCCAGGGCCUGGAGCCAGGCGUCCGAGACGGCCACCUCGGAGGCCGAAGCCUGUGUGGCUCCGGCAGACUGGCAGCAGCGGGCGGCGGAGCCCCCGGCCUCAGGGUGCAGUGAGACGCACGAGGACAGUUUCUCUGAGGGCAGCACCGCGGACAUGACCAACACCGCCGACCUGCUAGAGCAGAUCCCCGACCUGGGCGAGGAUGUGAAGGACCCCGAGGACUGCUUCACGGAAGGCUGUGUCCGGCGUUGUCCCUGCUGUGCCGUGGACAUCACCCAGUCCCCAGGGAAGGUCUGGUGGCGCAUGCGCAAGACCUGCUACCGCAUCGUGGAGCACAGCUGGUUCGAGACAUUCAUCAUCUUCAUGAUCCUGCUCAGCAGUGGCGCGCUGGCCUUUGAGGACAUCUACCUGGAUGAGCGGAAGACCAUCAAGGUCCUGCUAGAGUACGCCGACAAGAUGUUCACCUACAUCUUCGUGCUGGAGAUGUUGCUCAAGUGGGUGGCAUACGGCUUCAAGAAGUACUUCACCAACGCCUGGUGCUGGCUGGACUUCCUCAUUGUGGACGUCUCGCUUAUCAGCCUGGUGGCCAACACCCUGGGCUUCGCCGAGAUGGGACCCAUCAAGUCUCUGCGGACGCUCCGAGCUCUCCGGCCACUGCGGGCUCUGUCCCGGUUUGAGGGCAUGCGGGUCGUGGUCAAUGCCCUGGUGGGCGCCAUCCCAUCCAUCAUGAACGUCCUCCUCGUCUGCCUCAUCUUCUGGCUCAUCUUCAGCAUCAUGGGCGUGAACCUCUUCGCCGGCAAGUUUGGGCGGUGCAUCAACCAGACCUUGGGCGACCUGCCCUUGAACUACACCUUUGUGAACAACAAGAGCGACUGUGAGUCCUUCAACGUGACAGGAGAGCUCUACUGGACCAAGGUGAAGGUCAACUUCGACAACGUGGGAGCCGGCUACCUGGCCCUCCUGCAGGUGGCCACAUUCAAAGGCUGGAUGGACAUCAUGUAUGCGGCUGUGGACUCCAGAGGGUACGAGGAGCAGCCGCAGUGGGAGUACAACCUCUACAUGUACAUCUACUUUGUCGUUUUCAUCAUCUUUGGCUCCUUCUUCACCCUGAACCUUUUCAUCGGUGUCAUCAUCGACAACUUCAACCAACAGAAGAAAAAGAUACGGGGCCAGGACAUCUUCAUGACUGAGGAGCAGAAGAAGUAUUACAACGCCAUGAAGAAGCUGGGCUCCAAAAAGCCCCAGAAGCCCAUCCCACGGCCCCUGAACAAGUACCAGGGCUUUAUAUUCGACAUCGUGACCAAGCAGGCCUUCGACGUCACCAUCAUGUUCCUCAUCUGCUUGAACAUGGUGACCAUGAUGGUGGAGACAGAUGACCAGAGCCCCGAGAAGGUCAACAUCUUGACCAAGAUCAACCUGCUCUUCGUGGCCAUCUUCACGGGCGAGUGCAUCGUCAAGAUGGCUGCCCUGCGCCACUACUACUUCACCAACAGCUGGAACAUCUUCGACUUCGUGGUGGUCAUCCUUUCCAUUGUGGGUACCGUGCUCUCGGACAUCAUCCAGAAGUACUUCUUCUCGCCCACCCUCUUCCGCGUCAUCCGCCUGGCCCGCAUCGGCCGCAUCCUCAGGCUGAUCCGCGGGGCCAAGGGCAUCCGCACGCUGCUCUUCGCCCUCAUGAUGUCCCUGCCCGCCCUCUUCAACAUUGGGCUGCUGCUCUUCCUCGUCAUGUUCAUCUACUCCAUCUUCGGUAUGGCCAACUUCGCCUACGUCAAGUGGGAGGCAGGCAUCGACGACAUGUUCAACUUCCAGACCUUCGCCAACAGCAUGCUGUGCCUCUUCCAGAUCACCACGUCGGCGGGUUGGGACGGGCUCCUGAGCCCCAUCCUCAACACGGGGCCCCCGUCCUGCGACCCCAACCUGCUCAACAGCAACGGCUCCCGGGGGAACUGCGGCAGCCCGGCUGUGGGCAUCCUCUUCUUCACCACCUACAUCAUCAUCUCCUUCCUCAUUGUGGUCAACAUGUACAUCGCCAUCAUCCUGGAGAACUUCAGCGUGGCCACGGAGGAGAGCACGGAGCCCCUGAGCGAGGACGACUUCGACAUGUUCUACGAGACCUGGGAGAAGUUCGACCCCGAGGCCACCCAGUUCAUCGAGUAUGCCGCCCUCUCCGACUUCGCCGACGCCCUCUCAGAGCCACUGCGCAUCGCCAAGCCCAACCAGAUCAGCCUCAUCAACAUGGACCUGCCCAUGGUGAGCGGGGACCGCAUCCACUGCAUGGACAUUCUCUUCGCCUUCACCAAGCGGGUGCUGGGCGAGUCGGGCGAGAUGGACGCCCUCAAGAUCCAGAUGGAGGAGAAGUUCAUGGCGGCCAACCCGUCCAAGAUCUCCUACGAGCCCAUCACCACCACGCUGCGGCGGAAGCACGAGGAGGUGUCCGCCACGAUCAUCCAGAGGGCCUUCCGCCGCCACCUGCUCCAGCGCUCCGUCAAGCACGCGUCCUUCCUCUACCGCCAGCAGACAGGCAGCAGCGGCCUCUCAGACGACGACGCCCCCGAGCGAGGGGGGCUCAUUGCCUACAUGAUGAACGAGAACUACUCCCAGCGCCGGGGCCCCCCCUCCAGCUCCUCCAUCUCCUCCACGUCCUUCCCACCGUCCUACGACAGCGUCACCAGGGCCACCAGUGACAACCUGCCCGUGCGGGUGUCAGACUACAGCCGCAGCGAGGACCUGGCCGAUUUCCCCACAUCCCCAGACAGGGACCGCGAGUCUAUCGUGUGAUCUGUGC
Molecule: messenger RNA, 6242 nt
Organism: Sorex fumeus (smoky shrew)
Lineage: Eukaryota; Metazoa; Chordata; Mammalia; Eulipotyphla; Soricidae
Gene: SCN5A
Product: sodium voltage-gated channel alpha subunit 5
Exons: 28
Coding region: 176-6235 (2019 amino acids)
Biological process (GO): regulation of heart rate; sodium ion transmembrane transport; AV node cell action potential
Cellular component (GO): axon; voltage-gated sodium channel complex; plasma membrane
Molecular function (GO): voltage-gated sodium channel activity involved in cardiac muscle cell action potential
Source: RefSeq, a predicted model, not a curated record